UCAGAGACUGCAGCACGCAGCGCGGCGCCACCUCGGAGAGUCUGCGUGUGGACGCCCCUGGCUCCUCCCACAUGUCAAGUCACAGCGGGGAGCUGUGCAUCCUGAGCGUCUACGGACAAGGGGAGGGCCCUCUGGCGGUGGACGGCCAUGACACCCUCUUUGCCGCGCCAGAACUGGAGGCCUUGAGCUCGCUGUCCGCUGACCACAGCGUGGCCAAGAGCCUGAACUGCAGCGUACGGCUCGUCCGCCUUGAGGAGCUGACUGGACUUCAGGGCUGCCGCAAGGGCCGGCUCGGUGUCUUGUGUGGAAAGGUUAUUCCCAACAAUGCCAAUAUGAUCGUCCACAUGAUGCCUCACUCUGGGGAGAAGCCCUACAAAUGUGACCAAUGCACAAAGUGCUUCAGUCGGACAAGCCACCUGAAGCGCCACCUGAGGACUCACUCUGGGGAGAAGCCCUACAAGUGUGACCAAUGCAAGAUGCGCUUCAGACAGAAAGACCACCUGAAGAACCACAUGAGGACUCACUCUGGGGAGAAGCCCUACAAGUGUGACCAAUGCAAGAUGCGCUUCAGACAGAAAGACCACCUGAAGAACCACAUGAGGACUCACUCCGGGGAGAAGCCCUACAAGUGUGACCAAUGCACGAAGUGCUUCAGUGAGAAAGGCACCCUGAAGAACCACAUGAGGAGUCACUCCGGGGAGAAGCCCUACAAGUGUGACCAAUGCAGUAAGCGCUGCAGUCGGAGAGGUGCCCUAAAUAGCCACAUGAUGAUUCACUCCGGGGAGAAGCCCUACAAGUGUGACCAAUGCACGAAGUGCUUCAGUGUGAAAGGCACCCUGAAGAACCACAUGUGGACUCACUCCGGGGAGAAGCCCUACAAGUGUGACCAAUGCACGAUGCGCUUCAGACGGACAAGCUGCCUGAAGAGCCACAUGAGGACUCACUCCGGGGAGAAGCCCUACAAGUGUGACCAAUGCACGAAGCGCUUCAGACGGACAAGCUACCUGAAGAGCCACAUGAGGACUCACUCCGGGGAGAAGCCCUACAAGUGUGACCAAUGCACGAUGCGCUUCAGUCAGACAAGCCCACUGAAGAACCACCUGAGGACUCACUCCGGCGAGAAGCCCUACAGGUGCGACCAAUGCAAGAAGGGCUUCAGUCAGACAAGCCAACUGAAGAUCCACCUGAGGAUUCACUCCGGGGAGAAGCCCUACAGGUGUGACCAAUGCAAGAAGUGCUUCUGUCAGAAAGGCAACCUGAAGAUCCACCUGAGGACUCACUCUGGGGAGAAGCCCUGCGUUUGUCUGCAGUGCAACGCCAGCUACAGCGACCCAAGCAAUUUGCGUGUGCACAUGCUCAAGCACAGUUUGGCACGGGGUAACGGGACGCUUUGAUUGAGACCUCUGUCUGGUAUUGGUUUAAAUUACUGCUUUUAGUUUUUCUUUUCAUCACGAUUAAACGCUUUCAACUUUU
Molecule: messenger RNA, 1473 nt
Organism: Gadus morhua (Atlantic cod)
Lineage: Eukaryota; Metazoa; Chordata; Actinopteri; Gadiformes; Gadidae
Product: zinc finger protein 501-like
Exons: 1
Coding region: 72-1394 (440 amino acids)
Biological process (GO): regulation of DNA-templated transcription
Molecular function (GO): DNA-binding transcription factor activity, RNA polymerase II-specific; RNA polymerase II cis-regulatory region sequence-specific DNA binding
Source: RefSeq, a predicted model, not a curated record